AUGCACGUCUAUAAGAAGACUCUACAGGCACUCAUCUAUCCCAUCAGCAGCACCACACCCCACAACUUCGUCCCAUGGACGGCAACAUCACCUACCUACUGUUACGAGUGCGAGGGUCUCCUGUGGGGCAUUGCCAGGCAGGGAGUCCGGUGUACCGAGUGCGGAGUAAAGUGCCACGAGAAGUGUAAAGAUCUACUUAACGCCGAUUGCCUUCAAAGGGCCGCUGAAAAGAGUUCCAAACACGGAGCCGAAGACAAAGCCAACAGCAUAAUCACAGCCAUGAAAGACAGGAUGAAACAACGUGAACGGGAAAAACCAGAGAUAUUUGAACUGAUCCGUGAAUGUCACAAUUCUUCUGACAGAAUCAAAGUAAGAGUGUGGGACGAAGACAAUGACUUAAAGAGCAAGCUGAGGCAGAAGUUAACAAGAGAGUCUGAUGAUUUCUUGGGUCAAACUAUAAUUGAGGUACGCACAUUAUCAGGUGAGAUGGACGUCUGGUAUAACUUAGAGAAACGAACUGAUAAGUCAGCAGUAUCUGGUGCUAUUCGGCUUCACAUAUCGGUAGAGAUUAAGGGAGAAGAAAAGGUGGCGCCUUAUCACGUUCAGUACACCUGCCUUCACGAAAAUCUCUUUCACUAUUUAUGCGAACAGAACAGCGGCGUGGUAACUCUACCGGAAGUGAAAGGGGACGAUUCGUGGAAAGUUUAUUUCCACGACGCGGCCGAGGAGAUCGUGGACGAGUUUGCUAUGAGAUACGGGAUUGAGUCGAUCUAUCAAGCCAUGACUCAUUUUCACUGCCUUUCAACAAAAUAUCUCUGCCCAGGAGUACCCGCCGUUAUGAGUACUCUGCUAGCAAAUAUCAAUGCCUACUACGCACAUACGACAGCAUUAUCAGCUAAAGAAAAAUUCGUCAAACUGUUGGAUCAGCUGCACAACUCAUUGCGUAUAGACCUCUCGAUGUACAGAAACAACUUCCCAGCAUCAAGCGCCGACAAACUGAAAGAUCUAAAGUCGACCGUCGAUCUCUUGACCAGCAUCACAUUCUUCCGAAUGAAGGUCCAGGAGCUGGCUUGCCCACCUAGGGCUUCGACAGUGGUAAAAGACUGCGUGAAGGCGUGCCUACGGUCGACGUAUCAAUUCCUGUUCGAAAAUACUUACGAGCUUUACAAUAGGGAGUUUCAAGCAGAUCCGAAUGAACCGAAGAGAGAUCCAGAUGAUCAUGGACCGAGGCUGGAUAGCGUCGAUUUUUGGCAUAAGUUGAUAGCGUUGAUUGUGUCUGUUAUAGAAGAGGACAAGAAUAGCUAUGGUCCUGUGCUGAAUCAGUUUCCACAAGAACUUAAUAUUGGACAGCUCUCUGCAGCCACGAUGUGGAGCUUAUUCGCCGUGGACAUGAAGUACGCUUUAGAAGAACACGAGCAACAUCGGUUAUGUAAAUCGUCUGCGUACAUGAAUCUACAUUUCAAAGUAAAGUGGUUGUACUCCAACUACGUAAAGGACGUACCCCCUUACAAGGGUGCUGUGCCUGAGUACCCGGCGUGGUUUGAACCAUUCGUGAUGCAGUGGCUGAAUGAAAAUGACGACGUGUCACUUGAGUAUUUACAUGGUGCCUUUAAUAGAGACAAGAAAGAUUGCAAAAGCAGUGAGCAUGCGUUGUUUUCUAAUUCCGUGGUUGACGUAUUUACGCAACUUACGCAAUGCUUCGACGUCGUUUCCAAACUGGAAUGUCCAGAUCCUGAAAUUUGGAAGAGGUAUAUGAAGAGGUUUGCCAAAACUAUAGUAAAAGUGCUAAUUGCAUAUGCUGAUAUUGUGAAGAAAGAGUUCCCCGAACAUCUGAAGGAAGAGAGGAUAGCAUGUAUACUAAUGAACAAUAUCCAGCAACUGAGAGUGCAAUUAGAAAAAAUGUUUGAAUCUAUGGGCGGAGAUAAACUCGAAGAAGAUGCUGCGAAUAUCUUGAAGGAACUGCAACAAACUCUUAACGGCAGUCUGGAUGAACUAGCGCAACAAUUUGCAUGCAGGCAAGUUAUUUAUUUGGAGCACCGAAUAACAGUAAGCGUGAAAGAACUCGCCGAUCUGCUAUUGGCUAUAAAGGGAGGAGGUCAGCCAGGCCAACUGAAUCAACCGGCUCAGAGGAACGCCGUCGCAGUCGAAGCUGACGAAGUCCUUAGGCCGUUGAUGGAUCUCUUGGAUGGUUCUCUAUCGCUGUACGCUCAGUCGUGCGAGAAAACCGUACUCAAGAGGCUGCUUAAGGAAUUGUGGAAAAUUGUAAUGAGGAUACUAGAAAAGACUGUUGUGCUACCUCCAAUGACAGACAAAACGAUGAUGUUCAAGAGUUUAACAGACAACGCCAAGAACCUAGCAGCGAACACAAAAAUAGAAGACAUGUCCAAACUCUUCAAGAACCACAUGACGGGCAAGCAAGACGUCAAAAACGCUCUCAGCGGGGUGAUGGACAUAUCCAAAGAAGUCGAGAAGAACUUAUCUCCCAAACAGUGCGCGGUACUUGACGUGGCGUUGGACACUAUCAAGCAGUACUUCCACGCUGGAGGAAACGGACUGAAAAAAGCCUUUUUGGACAAAAGUCCAGAAUUACAAAGCCUUAGAUAUGCUUUGUCUUUGUAUACGCAGACCACUGAUACGCUUAUCAAGACUUUUGUUACUACUCAACUCAAUGAAGAUAAUAUAGACGGACUUGAAGGUAGCGUUGGUGAGGUAUCGAUUCAGGUGGAUUUGUUUACACAUCCUGGAACUGGAGAACAUAAAGUCACAGUAAAAGUUGUGGCGGCCAAUGAUUUGAAAUGGAAUCUGGUGUCAGGCAUGUUCCGACCUUUCGUCGAAAUCAAUCUCAUAGGACCACACCUAGCCGAUAAGAAGAGGAAACAUGCAACAAAAUCCAAAGCCAACAACUGGUCACCUAAAUAUAAUGAAACGUUUAAUUUUAUUAUUGGUAAUGAGGAACAAUUGGACUGUUUCGAGUUGCAUAUUUGUGUAAAAGACUAUUGCUUCGCUAGAGAAGAUAGACUGGUUGGUGUGGCUGUUAUGCAGCUCAAAGACAUCGUCGAAAAAGGCUCGUGUGCUUGCUGGCUGUCACUGGGUAAGAGGAUCCAAAUGGAUGAAACCGGCUGGACGAUUUUAAGGAUUUUGUCUCAACGCACAAACGACGAAGUCGCCAAGGAAUUUGUCAAACUGAAAUCCGACAUCCGACAAGAAAAUCCUCUUCCAAAUUAG
This is a messenger RNA of Diabrotica balteata, 3225 nucleotides long. The record is from the annotation of a GenBank genome assembly. NCBI's taxonomy places the organism in Eukaryota, Metazoa, Arthropoda, Insecta, Coleoptera, Chrysomelidae.